Messenger RNA from Odobenus rosmarus divergens (Pacific walrus), 1001 nucleotides. It is a transcript of the gene C1QTNF6, whose product is annotated as C1q and tumor necrosis factor related protein 6. Gene Ontology annotation, molecular function: protein binding. The record is from RefSeq and is a predicted model, not a curated record. NCBI's taxonomy places the organism in Eukaryota, Metazoa, Chordata, Mammalia, Carnivora, Odobenidae. The transcript has 3 exons. Bases 204 to 1001 code for a protein of 265 amino acids.
GCAGGGAGGAGGGGAAGUGGGAAGCCAGCUCAGCCCGCUCCCUCCGCCCUCCCUCCGCCUCUCUCCCUCCCUUUCUCCCUCCCUCUUCUGCUCAGCCUGGGGGUCUGGGCCAGCAACAAGCAGACAUGGGCCAAGGAGCCAGAGACUGCCCAGAGGCCGGGGGUCCGUGAGCCACGGUGGAGGCCGCUGGACACAGGGUCACCAUGGGGAUAGCUGCCCUGGGCCUCCUCUGUGCAACACUCCUGCUCCCUCUCUUGGCGUUUGGGGUCCCCACCGAGGAGCCCUCCUCUGGGGAAGCUGUGGCCUCGGGUUCCCCUGGGUACUGUCAACGGUGCUGUGACUCUGAGGACCCCCUGGCCCCUGCCGAUGAAGCAGUGUCCUUGGCCUCUCCAUCCGCCCUCCCAUACCUGCUGCCUGAGGUCAGACCCUACAUUAACAUCACCAUCCUGAAGGGUGACAAAGGGGACCGAGGCCUGCUGGGCACACCCGGGAAGCUGGGCCGGGAGGGUCCCCGGGGGGAGCGCGGCCCGCAGGGCACCAAGGGCGCCAAGGGGCAGGCAGGCAGCCCCGGCGGCCCGUGCCAGACGCGCUUCUCCGCCUUCUCCGUGGGCCGCAAGACGGCCCUCCACAGCAGCGAGGGCUUCCAGCCGCUGCUGUUCGACACCGUCUUCGUCAACCCCGACGGGCACUUCGACCUGUCUUCUGGCUGUUUCGUUGCCCCGCUGCGCGGCCUCUACUUCUUCAGCCUCAACGUACACAGCUGGAACUUCAAGGAGACGUACGUGCACGUGGUGCACAACGAGGAGGCGGCCGUCAUCCUGUACGCACAGCCGAGCGACCGCAGCAUCAUGCAGAGCCAGAGCGUGAUGCUGGCCCUGGUGCCCGGGGACCGCGUCUGGGUGCGCCUCUUCAAGCGCGAGCGGGAGAACGCCGUCUACAGCGACGACGUGGACACCUACAUCACCUUCAGCGGCCACCUCAUCAAGCCCGAGGACGAUUAG